CACGGUGCCGGGGACACGGAGCCGCGGACAGCAGGCUCGGGGAGCGCCGGCCAAGGACCGCCAGCCACAGCAGGCUCUGCGGGAAAGGAGUGCUAGGCUUUGCUUUAGCCUCACCUCUGCAGCAGCCAUGAGAAAAGUCUUUUAAAAAAAAACCUUUAAAAGCUUAAAAUAGUUGAUUUCUUCUUGUGUUCAGAGAAUAUAGUCUACAAUUUAAUUUCAAGUACCGCAGCUGUUUUUUAGAUAGAUGUAUUCCUACAAAAACAGGUUGUAAUAAUUCUUUACAAAUAUUUUUUUUUCCUAACCAUGUGGUCUGUUGCACAACUGCAGGAUGGAAUUCUUAAUAUAAAAUCCACAGCCCAUAGAAAAUUCAAUUAUAUAUAUGAAUUCCAUAGCUGAUACAAAACAGUAUAACAAUUUUGUGGAUAAAGAAGCCGCUUUAUCACUGAUUUUCUCAGCAUCGGCACAUCUGUAAGCAACAGAGAUGUACGCAUAGCUGUAUUACUGGGCUACUGAUCUGUGAAAUCCCUCACUGUUUUGUAAUUAUUCCUCCUCUCACAAUUAUAUAAAAGUGUCAGAAAACAGGUGGAAGAUGAGCCAUGCCCUCCCAACAAGAAUUCUGUUGAUGGGUUAAGAGAUAUGUUUCAAAAAUGCAUAGGAAAAAAGACAACUCAAAACCAAAGGAAGUCUCUUGCUGUGGCAACACCUUUCAAAUGCCAUUUCCCACCCAGAAGAGAUUGGAAGACAUUACCUGACAGACAACUUAGUUCCCUAAGAAAUUAAGUGGGAGGUUUCCUUUCUGGUGGUUGUAAGUAAAUGUCCAUGUCACAGAAUGACAAUACUUCUACAACCAUUUUUCCAGGAUUUUGUCAGAAGCUGUAGGAUUAACUUUGACAUUCAUGAGCUUUCUUCACGAACUCAUUUUUGUUCAAUUAAAAGAAGAUAGAAGCUAAUGAAGAGGUCAAACUUCGUGACACACAUUUCAAGAAGCUCCCAACCAUGUAUUUCACCAAAACUCCUGAAAAAGCAGGAGGCUGUAAAAGGAAAGGAUUCUGGGUUACAAUGAAGACGAUGAACUCAAUGAGGAUGGACAGUGAGGUAAGAACUGCUGGAACAUGUGCAGAACCAGUCUCCACCAAGUGCAGUACCAGCCCUGAUCCCUGGCAAGCACUGCCACCACGAGGCUCCAUCCUGCUUUGCAUUUUCCCUACAAACAGGAAAUUAAAAUUCUCAUUUUUCCAUUUCCAUUUUUCUACCACACACACCUCGCUAGAAGCGCUUUUGUGCAUGCAAGCACAUGGCUGGAGAUUUGCUUCUGGCACUUUAGGGCGUUUAUAAGGAAUACUAACAUGUUUUUCAAAUCGUUUUAUUCCUUUUGUUCUGCCUAGGAAGCGGAGCUAGGAGAAUAUAAUAAAGACCACGCAAGUAUCCAAGUAGCCAGCACUUGCACACAACCAGUGCUCUGCUGCCAGCUCUUGCCCAGGACUACCACACAGCCCUGCACCUGGGCACCCUCUCGCUGCCACUAGCCUUACACAUGCUUCCACGUGCUUGAGUACCAACAAAAAAAUCCCAAAGAACUGGCAAAGUUUCUCAUAUAUGCCUCUUAGAAAGAAGUCUGGACUUUUCUCCAUCCCAGAAGACUGCUCCCUGGAUGGACCUCAUAGGAGUUAAUUUGAGAAGAGAGUCUGAAUGACACUCGUGGCUUCUCCUGUGGCAUCACCUGCACUUGCAGAACAGCCCAGUCUCCAACCCUCCCUCCAGAGAUCAUCACAUCUUGCCAAGCAGUGCUGCUGCCACCCACUCAGACAAAUUACUACUUCUCUGGGUUGGCAAAUUUUUAGAGGUAACAGUAUAAAAAUAAACACUGGCAUACAAAUUAUCUUUCUAUGGAAAGGAGAGGGAGGAAGAAAGGGUAAAAUGGAAACAGGCUCACGUGAAUAGUGAAGAAAAUUCACUUCAAGACUACAGUAAUCAAAAAGCAAGAAAACACACUCUAAAGUCUACUGUUCAGCAGUGGGUUACAAUGACAAAUCUGAGACUGUGAUCGACAUCCCAGCAGCAGCAGAGCCCCUUCUCCAGCCUCCCCAGGGCCAGAGCACUGCCCCUGAAAGACACCCUCGGGGUGUGUGUGUGUGUGUGUGUGUGUCCCCAGCCUGGUGGCAGUGUGUCCCAGCAUGUCCCCAGCCCCAUGGCAGUGUGUGCCCAGCAUGUCCCCAGCCCCAUGGCAGUGUGUGCCCAGCGUGUCCCCAGCCCUGUGGCAGUGUGUGCCCAGCAUGUCCCCAGCCCCAUGGCAGUGUGUGCCCAGCAUGUCCCCAGCCCCAUGGCAGUGUGUGCCCAGCGUGUCCCCAGCCCCAUGGCAGUGUGUGCCCAGCGUGUCCCCAGCCUGGUGGCAGUGUGUGCCCAGCGUGUCCCCAGCCUGGUGGCAGUGUGUCCCAGCGUGUCCCCAGUGUGUCCCAGCGUGUCCCCAGCCCGGUGGCAGAGUGUCCCAGCGUGUCCCCAGUGUGUCCUAGCGUGUCCCCAGCCCUGUGGCAGUGUGUGCCCAGCAUGUCCCCAGCCCUGUGGCAGUGUGUGCCCAGCGUGUCCCCAGCCCCAUGGCAGUGUGUGCCCAGCGUGUCCCCAGCCCCAUGGCAGUGUGUGCCCAGCGUGUCCCCAGCCCCAUGGCAGUGUGUCCCAGCAUGUCCCCAGCCCGGUGGCAGUGUGUCCCAGUGUGUCCCCAGUGUGUCCCAGCGUGUCCCCAGUGUGUCCCAGCGUGUCCCCAGCCUGGUGGCAGUGUGUGCCCAGCGUGUCCCCAGCCUGGUGGCAGUGUGUCCCAGCGUGUCCCCAGCCUGGUGGCAGUGUGUGCCCAGCGUGUCCCCAGCCUGGUGGCAGUGUGUCCCAGCGUGUCCCCAGUGUGUCCCAGCGUGUCCUCAGCCCGGUGGCAGAGUGUCCCAGCGUGUCCCCAGUGUGUCCCAGCGUGUCCCCAGCCCGGUGGCAGUGUGUCCCAGCGUGUCCCCAGUGUGUCCCAGCGUGUCCCCAGUGUGUCCCAGCGUGUCCCCAGCCCGGUGGCAGUGUGUCUCAGUGUGUCCCCAGCCCGGUGGCAGUGUGUCCCAGCAUGUCCCCAGCCCGGUGGCAGUGUGUCCCAGCGUAUCCCCAGUGUGUCCCAGUGUGUCCCUAGCCCGGUGGCAGUGUGUCCCAGCGUGUCCCCAGCGUGUCCCAGCGUGUCCCCCCAGCCGCAGUGUGGGGCUCCGGGGCUCCUGCAGGGUGUCCAGCGCCCACACCUGGGUGCUGCAGCCUGGAGCUCCAGCUCCAUCUCCUGGGGAAAUCCUGCCUUUCUGCCAAGCCUCAACAUUCCUGUAACA
Messenger RNA from Vidua chalybeata, 3338 nucleotides. Its product is annotated as DBF4-type zinc finger-containing protein 2 homolog. The transcript is spliced from 2 exons. The coding region runs from base 2189 to 3154 and encodes 321 amino acids. Lineage: Eukaryota; Metazoa; Chordata; Aves; Passeriformes; Viduidae. The record is from RefSeq and is a predicted model, not a curated record.